Messenger RNA from Perognathus longimembris pacificus (Pacific pocket mouse), 718 nucleotides. Its product is annotated as protein mago nashi homolog 2. The transcript has 5 exons. Gene Ontology annotation, cellular component: catalytic step 2 spliceosome; nucleus; exon-exon junction complex. Gene Ontology annotation, biological process: RNA splicing. Bases 31 to 477 code for a protein of 148 amino acids. Lineage: Eukaryota; Metazoa; Chordata; Mammalia; Rodentia; Heteromyidae. The record is from RefSeq and is a predicted model, not a curated record.
GCGCUUCCGGCGCGUCUCGCCGGGCCCAACAUGGCGCUGGCCAGUGACUUCUACCUGCGCUACUACGUGGGCCACAAAGGCAAGUUCGGACACGAGUUUCUGGAGUUCGAGUUCCGGCCGGACGGAAAGCUUAGAUAUGCCAACAACAGCAAUUACAAAAAUGACGUCAUGAUCAGAAAGGAGGCGUACGUCCACAAGAGUGUGAUGGAGGAACUGAAGAGAAUCAUCGACGACAGCGAGAUCACAAAGGAAGACGAUGCUCUGUGGCCACCGCCCGACAGGGUCGGUCGGCAGGAGCUUGAAAUCGUCAUUGGAGACGAGCACAUUUCUUUCACCACAUCCAAAAUCGGUUCUCUUAUUGACGUAAAUCAGUCCAAAGACCCGGAAGGCCUUCGAGUAUUUUACUACCUGGUGCAGGACUUGAAAUGCUUGGUGUUCAGCCUCAUCGGAUUACACUUCAAGAUCAAGCCCAUUUAGGCGGCGCGCUUUUGAAGAUGUUUGUAUAUUUAACCGGGGGUGGUUGAGGGAGGGCAUGUUUUUAAUUCGGGGAUUUUUUUCUUUUUUUUAUUAUUAACGUGGAACAAACACUAUUCUUUUGUACGUGAACAGAAAAUGUGAAAAUUUUCUUACUUGGGUCGCAGUGGGUUAGCCCCCUCCCCCCCUCCACCCAUAUUAAAUUCUGUAAAUAAAGAUUACCUCGGGGUGAGACUUGGCUCUA